UCGAUUUUAGCAAUUCGAAUUAGGGUUAGUGUGGCCGCAAUUCGAUGGUAUUGGCCUCCGGGAGCUAUCCCACAGUGCAUCAUUGUGACCGCUCUGGACAGCAAUCCGAACUCGGAUGCACUGGCCAGGUAGACAGGAAAAGCCCCGCGAACAUUUGAACUUCAUUUCCUGUUUGCCCAGCGUGGAGAGCACAGGUGACCACAGAUACCUCAUCAGCUCAGGUAACCAUGCAGGCUGAUAAUCGAAAAAGAGCACCAGCAUGGACCGUGAGGGAGGUACUGGAUCUGAUCGCUGUAUGGGGAGAGGAUUCAGUGCUUGCAGAACUUCGUUCUAAAAGACGAAAUGCAAAAACUUUUGAAAAAAUUUCCAAGGGCAUGAUGGAGAGAGGCCACAAUAGGGACUCUGAGCAGUGCCGCGUGAAGGUCAAGGAGCUCAGACAAGCCUAUCAGAAAACAAAGGAGGCAAACGGUCGCUCCGGGUCAGAGCCGCGGACAUGCCGCUACUACGCCGAGCUGCAUGCAAUUCUAGGGGGGGCUGCCACCACUACCCCACCUUUGUUCGUGGAUUCUGGGUCGGGGAUAGUCUCGACGCCUGAGGAUUCUGCCGAUGGGGUAGAGGAGGAGAAGGAGGAGGAGGAUGAGCUUGCAGAGAGCACACAGCACUCCAUUCUCCCCAACAGCCAGGAUCUUUUUAUCACCCUGACUGAAGUACCCUCCCAAGCCUCCCAAGCCAGUACCCAAGACUCUGACCCCAUGGAAGGGACCUCAGCAGCUGCAAAUUCCUCAAGCCUCCCUCCUCCAUCCCGAAGGUUAUCACAGAUAAGGCGUCGUAAGAAGAAGACGCGGGAGGACAUGUUUUCUGAAAUUAUGCAAUCCAGCAGGAGUGACAGAGCUCAUCUGAAUGAGUGGAAGGAAACAGUUUCAAAGUAUAGGAAAGAAGUCAGUGAACGUGAGGAGAGGAGGGACCAACGUGAGGAGAGGAGGAACCAACGUGAGGAGAGGAGAGACGAUCGAGAUUAGAGAUGGCGGCAGGAAGACCAGAGGAUGAAGGAUGCAACGCUGGGGCUGCUCCGGCGUCUGGUGGAGGUUCAGGAACGGCUGCUGGAAAACAGACUGCCGCUUCAGCCCCUGUUCCACCCUCCCCCCUCCCCAUGUUCCGUAUCCUCCUCACCCAGACGUGUAAGAACGCGGGGGGGGAGGCUCCGUACACCUUCCCAUUCCACCCCAGUAGACAGCCCAAGCAAAAGGCUGUCAU
Malaclemys terrapin pileata is the source of this 1254-nucleotide messenger RNA. Its product is annotated as myb/SANT-like DNA-binding domain-containing protein 2. The transcript is spliced from 2 exons. The record is from RefSeq and is a predicted model, not a curated record. NCBI's taxonomy places the organism in Eukaryota, Metazoa, Chordata, Testudines, Emydidae. The coding region runs from base 228 to 1019 and encodes 263 amino acids.